Molecule: messenger RNA, 711 nt
Organism: Ylistrum balloti
Lineage: Eukaryota; Metazoa; Mollusca; Bivalvia; Pectinida; Pectinidae
Product: succinate dehydrogenase assembly factor 3, mitochondrial-like
Exons: 3
Coding region: 142-480 (112 amino acids)
Biological process (GO): succinate metabolic process; mitochondrial respiratory chain complex II assembly
Cellular component (GO): mitochondrion; mitochondrial intermembrane space
Source: RefSeq, a predicted model, not a curated record
AAUGCUACAAGGAAAGUUAAACCGGCAGAAUCAGAUGUCAAUAAUCCUUUGAGAAGUAUGGAAAUCAAAUCACUAAAGGUGUAACUGAUGUUUGACAAAUCAAAACUUACAUAUUUCUGACCAGUAGUUUUAUUUGUUAGAAUGAGUAGUACACAAGGAGCACGGGUACGGGCCCUGUAUAAGGCUAUUUUAAAGCUGCAUCGUGGUUUACCUCUGAAUUUCAAGGCCAUUGGAGACCAAUAUGUGAAGGACGAAUUUAAAAGACACAAAAACAUCACCUCAGCAGAAGCAGAGGUGUUUAUGGACGAGUGGACAAAAUAUUAUCUGAUGAUAGGAAAGCAACUGUCUCAGAGAAAACAGAAACAGACCAUAGGAGUUAACAUGUCUUCAGAACUUUUGGACUGCUUUAGUGAUGAACAAAUUGUGCAGCUGAUGGAGUUAAAAACGGAGACUGUAAAACCUACACCGGAAGACAGCUAACCCAUCUAUAUCUAUACUCUGUUUUCAAAAGAGGUCCUCACAUCAUAUUCUGGUUAUCUAAGUUCUGCUUUUUCCAAAUAUAACUGGAUGAUAGUGAUGAAAACUUACCUAAUUAUUAUUUAAAGAAAAAAGGACAACAUAACUUUGUCUGUUUUGUGAUUUCUGUUGAUUAUAAAUUUUAUUAACAACAACAUUGUGUUCAUUAAGCUGUGAAUAAAGUAAUAAAACUUA